AUGGUCUUCAACAGUGUGAGAGGUUCCGUCGAAUUUUUUCGUCCUUCUCAUCAUCAUGUCUAUCCCAACAGCAAUGGCAUGAUUCCUUCUUCUUUCGGAAGCAUGCUUCCUCAUCAUGAUUGGAUUCAUGAUCAUCAACAUUCCGGAAAUGGAAAUCACAUGGAAGAAGAAUCGUUUCAUAUGAUCGGAAGAAUUUGGAUUAAAUUGGUGGAAGCGAGAAGAUUGAUUGCUGCGGAUGUGAAUGGAACAAGUGAUCCGUAUUGUGUGUUGGUGGUGGAAAAUGUUCAGCAAAAAUCAAAAGUUAUUUAUCAGAAUUUAGAUCCGAUUUGGAAUGAAGAAUUUUGUUUUGAUUUAACGGAUACGAAACAAGAAUUAGUGGUCUAUGUCAUGGACGAAGAUACCAUCGGGACUGAUGAUUUUCUUGGUUUUGUUGAAAUACCCAUACAAGCCAUUGUUGAAAGCAAAACAGAUAUCACAGACAAGUGGUACAAACUCAAAUCACAAAGUCUCACUCACAAAGUCACCGGAGAAAUUCAUUUACAACUCAAGUUCCUUUCAAAAAAUAUUUUACUCUCAAAUUCAACUCUUUCACCACUUUCAAACUCUGAAAUCAAUGAAUAUGGAACCAUGUGGGGCUCUGCCGAGGAUAAUGAAAUUCAAACUAGUCUUGGUGACAUUUUUUCUGUUGAGAGAAUGAUUAAAGACAUUCACUCUGCUGAUUAUCUUCAUUCCUUUAUGAAAGAUGAGUUGUGUGAAGAAAGUUUAGAAUUUAUUUAUGCUGUAAAUCAAUACAGAAAGGUGUACAAGCAAAUCCUUUCUCGAAUUGACAAAUCAUUCUGUUCUUUCGAUUCCAAUGAAAAACUCAAAGAUUUAAAGACUAUGGCCACAUCGAUCUAUGAACGAUUUGUUCGACCUUAUGGACCUCAAGAAAUUAAUUUACCAUGGGAAAUACGAGAAAGUUUACAAGAAAUUUUUGAGAAGAAAAUUUCACAAAUGUCAACAUCAUCCGUAUUGACAUUGGACAUUUUCAAUCAAGCUCAUUCCUAUAUUUUGAACAUGAUUCAGAAUGAUAUAUUUCCAAGAUUUUUAUGUUCUGUACACUUUACAAAUUGGAGUUAUUCAUUGGAUUGGGCAAUCAAAUUUAAAAUCAUGAUGGAAGAGAAGCGAAAGAAACAAAGUUUAUCCUAUCUCGUCGAGUUGAUGGAUGAUAAAAGUUUGAAUUUCCUGAAAAAGAGAAUUGCUCAACGAGAGAAGAAAAGAAAGAUGUCUCAAAAUGCACACACCAUGAGUAAUACUACUCCUCAAGAUUCCAAUUUGGAUGAUAUAUCUGAUGAAGAGGGAGUAUUGGAUGAUUUGAAUUUGAGUGAAUAUCACACUUCAAAAUAUCUUUCAUCGUUUAGUCAUAUGGAACCUCACACAAGUGCAAAUUGUACUACUGGACAUCAACAUUUUCCAAUUACUUUAACAUCACUUGAGCAUCAAUAG
This is a messenger RNA of Naegleria fowleri, 1485 nucleotides long. RefSeq lists its product as uncharacterized. The record is from RefSeq and is a predicted model, not a curated record. Gene Ontology annotation, molecular function: calcium ion binding. NCBI's taxonomy places the organism in Eukaryota, Heterolobosea, Eutetramitea, Acrasida, Naegleriidae. The transcript is spliced from 4 exons. The coding region runs from base 1 to 1485 and encodes 494 amino acids.